AUGAAGUCUGCAGCUAUCGCUGUGCUCGCCCUCGGCGGCGCCGCGCUCGCUGCCCCUGCUCAUAUUUCUAAGAGAGGCGGCUCAGAAGUCGAAGAUGGCUCAGGUGAGGUGUGCGUUGGUGGCACGACCCUGGUGACGGUCACUGCUAGCCCAGGCUAUGGUGGUCACGGUGGCUGCCAGAGGAGCAAGCCUACCCCGUACGAGACUCCCAGCUACGAGACUCCUAGCUACAAGCAGCAGGGCAAGCCCACUCCGCUCGAGACUCCCAGCUACACGACUCCUAGCUACAAGACUCUUAGCUACAAGCAGCAGGGCAAGCCCACUCCCUACAAGCAGCAGGGCAAGCCCACUCCGUACGAGACUCCUAUCUACGAGACUCCUGUCUACGAUACUCCUAUCUACGAGACUCCUAUCUACGAGACUCCUAUCUACGAGACUCCUAUCUACGAGACUCCUAUCUACGAGACUCCCAAGUACGAGCAGCACGGCAAGCCUACCCCGUAUGAGACGUCCAGCUACGAAAAGCAGGGCCAGCCUAGCCCCUAUGGGAAGCAGGGCAAACCUACCUCGUACGAGAGCUCUUCCUACGAGGCCCAAGAGACUCCUUGCCAUCACUGCAAAUCUGAGAAAGGUGCCUACGAGGCGACCUUCUCCUCCUCCUCCUGCUCCUCUCCAUACGGUUAUCCCGAGCCCACCCCAUACAAAACCAAUACCGUCUGGUCCACCACCUCCGGAUACCAUGGGGCCAAAGGGACUCCCCACCCUUACCACCAGCAUGAGCACGGCGAGUACGAGGCCGAGACCUCCACCUCUAGCUACGAGCAUUACGGCAAGCCUACCCCAUAUCAGGCCUCGACUCCUACUUCUGCCUACGAGCAGCACGGAAAGCCUACCCCCCAUGUAAAAGUUGUGGGUGAGUUCACAUGGCUGAAAUGGUUCUUCCACGACCACCGCAAGAUCACCCCAACUCCCGCCUACGAGGAGCAUGGCGAGCCGACUCCUUACGACGUUGAGACCUCCUCUUCUACUGAGUGGUCAAAGCCUACCUCCCUCUACGGAUGGAACACCAAUACCCCAAACGUGGCCCUGACCUCUAGGAUUCCCGUUCACGGAGGAUGGAAGGGCUAUGGCAAGUCUACCCCAUUCGAGUCGUCUACCCCGACUCCUACCCUCACCUAUGAGGAUGCCAAGUCUACCCCUUACGAGGCCGAGACCCCAACCCCUACUCCCGCCUACGUAAAGCCCGUGACGCCUGAGGCCGAGACACCGACUCCUACCCCUACUCCCGUCCACGUAGAGCCUGUGACGCCUGAGACCGAGACGCCGACUCCUAUCGCUACUCCCGCCGACGUAGAGCCUGUGACCCCUGAAACCCACACUCCGACUCCUCCCCCUGCUCCCGCCUAUGUAGAGCCCGUCAAGCCCGAGGCCGAGGAGACUCCCGGUAUAUGCCCAGGCCCUGAGUGCAAGACGCAACAGAAGCGCGGCGAGGUUCCCAUCGAGCCUACUCCGGGCUACGAGAACGAGGAAACCCCUUGCCCUGAGUGCCUUGUCUCUGGCCACAACUUUGAAGCGGCCACAACCCCGACUCCCACUCCUACCUACGAGGAGCACGGCAAGCCGACCCCGUACGAGGCGGAGGAGACCCCCGCCUACGAGGCUCAGGAGACUCCCUGCACCAAGAGCGAGUUCGUGAACGGUGGCUACCAAGCCGAGACCCCAACUCCCGCCUUCGAGGAAGAGAAGCAGUACGGCAAGCCAACCCCUUAUGAAGUCGAGACCUCGACUCCCGCCUACGAACAGAAGCAGUACGGCAAGCCAACCCCCUACGAAGCUGAGGCCUUCAACCCCUGCCAUCACUGCCAGCAAAACGAGGGCUUCGAGACUCCCACCCCCUCGACCCGAAGCUACGGCUACCCAGAAGUAACGCCACCACCUGGCCAGUACGGCGACCCGUUCACCACCACUGCGUCCGGCACCUCCUCUGAGUCUGGCACCUCCUCUGAGUCCGGCACCUCCUCUGAGUCCGGCACCUCCUCUGAGUCCGGCACCUCCAACACCGCCUCGGAGAGCGCAACCUCGACCGCGUCUGCCACCUACGUGACCAUCACCCUCGAUCCCCGCGGCUACGGCAACUACGGCGACGACUGGUCUACUACCUCCUCUGAGUCCACCACCUCCAGCACCUCCUCAGAGAGCGUAACCUCCACCGAUCCCGCUACUAGUACCUCCACUGAUCCCGCUGAUGUUACCGACACCGAGACCGCCACUGCCACCACGACCGAGGACGUCACUGCCACCUCCACCGUGGCCACCGCUACUGUGACUGAGACCGAGGCCGCUCCAGCUGGAGCCUUCUGGCGCCGUGGCAGAAACUACGCCAGCUACUACAAGAGCUGGCCCACUCUUGAGUCCUCGACCUCGACAGCCACCUCGACCCAGUCUACCACAGCGACCUCCACCGAGUCCGCCACCUCCACCGUGACCGAGACUACGACAGCCGUGACUGACACCGCCACCGUCACGGACGCCACCGUAUCCGUCACGGCUACCGAGACCGACACCGAGACCGCCGCGGCCACCACUACAACCGUUGCCCUCUUUCCUCGUGGCUACGGUUGGGGCAAUUAUGGCGAGUGGGCCACCACCACUGAGUCCGCAACCUCGACCGAUCCCGCUACGUCCACAUCCACCGGGUCUACAACCUCCACCACGCAAUCCACCACCGCCAGCUCCACCGAGCUUGAGACUACCGUGACCGACACCGAGACCGUCACAGCGACCAGGACCAAGACUGUCACGGCGACCGAAACCGAGACCGAAGCGGCCGCCACCACGGCCACCACCACAGCAGCCUUCGUCCUCCAGCCUCGUGGCUACGAUGACGGCAACUAUGGCGACUGGAAAACCACCCCUGAGUACGCCACCGAGUCCGCCACACAGUCCACCACGCAGUCCACCACGGCCAGCUCCACCGAUCCUGAGACUACCGUGACCGAGGCCGAGACCGACACCAAGACCGUCACAGCUACCAGGACCGAGACUGUCACUGCUACCGAACCCGAAACCGCCGCCACCACGGCUACCACCACGGCCACCACUACAGCAGUCCUCCUCGGGCGCCGCCAGGCUACGGGAGGCACCACCGCGACGACCGAGAAGCCGUACACGUCGCAGAAAUACGUGUUCAAGGUCGUCGGGCCGGCGGGCGACCGCAAGACGGUGGUUGUGGCCGAGACGCAGUCGGACUGGUGGCCGCAGUACUGGGAGCCGACCGAGAUCUGGGGCACCAGCUACACGGCGCAGCCGACGACGACGACUAGCUUGCCUACGACGACAUCCGCCAAGACCACCGCAAAGACCACCGCGAAGGCCACCGCAAAGACCACCGCAAAGGCCACCGCCAAGGCCACCGCCAAGGCCACCGCAAAGACCACCGCCAAGGCCACCGCAAAGACCACCGCAAAGGCCACCGCAACCGCAAAGGCCACCGCAAAGACCACCGCCAAGGCCACCGCAAAGACCACCGCAAAGACCACCGCAAAGACCACCGCCAAGGCCACCUCCGCCUAGAUGGGUGAUGUGUGAUGGGGGAGAGAGGAGAGGUGAGGUGAGGUGAUUGAGUGGAUGAGUUGGAAAGGAGAUGUGAGUGUGAUGGAGUGGAAAGGAGAGAUAAUAAAAGGCGGAAGGGGGGUUGAGACGAAAAUUAAGAAGAUGAGACUUAAUAAAAAGGGGUACAUUGGUUAGAGGAGGUCGAUGGGGGCCUAAGGAUUUCUUUUGUACGUCUGCGACAGGUGCUCGAGUUGAGGGAUUAUGCUCCCGAGGCUUCGGCGCGCUGUCGCUGGCUCUUAAUGGUGCGAGGAGCCGUUUCUCUCUUGUAAUUUUAAAAAAUGGGAGC
Mytilinidion resinicola is the source of this 3898-nucleotide messenger RNA. RefSeq lists its product as uncharacterized. Lineage: Eukaryota; Fungi; Ascomycota; Dothideomycetes; Mytilinidiales; Mytilinidiaceae. The coding region runs from base 1 to 3573 and encodes 1190 amino acids. The transcript has 3 exons. The record is from RefSeq and is a predicted model, not a curated record.